GUACAUGAAGUCGGAGCGCGGCGGAGUGAGGAUAGCGCGUCGUUAAUGUUUAUGCCUUUUCCCUCUGGUUUCCAAAGUUAAUAGUAGUGGAAAGGGGGCUGGUGUGUCGGUGUAUGAGGGAGGGGGCUGUGUGGUCGUGGCAGAGCUUUGAAGAUCAGUCAUCAGAGCGCAGGGGCCCGGGGACGGAGACAGAGCAGCCAGUCAAAAUGCUCGUAUGUGGCGAGCGGAGCUGAAAAAUCUGCGCGCAAGUGGAUAAAAAGAGAAAAGUGGGGUCCGGAUGGAGCUUUAAAAUAACAGGAAUAUUACAUGCUGGGUGUUUUCUCUUAAAUGGAUUACCAAAGGAAUAUGACAUUGAGUCGGACUGCCCUAUUCAUGAGUGAAUUCGGACACACAAGGUAACAUCUCCACUAGAGUGAAACAGGAAGUGUCGUCUGUGAGCAGCCAUGGGCCAGAGAGCUGCGCUUCUGCUCAGUGAGCUGCUGCUGCUGCUGCUGACAGCCUCACGCACUCUCCUCGCAGUCAGCUUCCCUGAGGACACCGUACCCCUCGAUGUCGUUGACGCACACUAUUCACGGAGGUACCCUGUGUUCAGAGGCAGGCCCUCUGGCAACGAGUCACAGCAUCGCCUUGACUUUCAGCUGAUGACCAAGAUACAGGACACUCUGUUCAUUGCUGGCAGAGAUCAGGUGUACCUGGUCAGUCUGAGAGAAUCCUACAGGAAUGAGAUCAUUCCUUACCGGAAGCUAACAUGGCGAUCGGGCCAAUCUGACAGAGACAUGUGUGCUGUCAAGGGAAAACACAGGGACGAGUGCCACAAUUUCAUCAAAGUGCUUGUUCCCAGAAACGAUGACCUUGUGUUCAUCUGCGGUACCAACGGCUUCAACCCCAUGUGCAGAUACUACAGGCUGGAUAACCUCGAGUUUGAUGGGGAGGAGAUCAAUGGACUGGCACGAUGCCCAUUUGACUCCAAGCAAACCAACGUUGCCCUUUUCGCUGAGGGGAAGCUGUAUUCGGCAACUGUAGCUGACUUCCAGGCCAGUGAUUCUGUCAUCUAUCGCAGUAUGGGUGAUGGAUCAGCCCUGAGGACCAUCAAAUAUGACUCCAAAUGGCUGAAAGAACCUCAUUUCCUGCAUGCAGCAGAGUAUGGGAAUUAUGUGUACUUUUUCUACCGAGAGAUUGCAGUGGAGCACAGCAAUCUGGGCAAGGUUGUGUAUUCUCGUGUUGCCCGUAUCUGUAAGAAUGACGUUGGGGGUUCGCAGCGGGUGCUGGAGAAGCACUGGACAUCUUUUGUGAAGGCGAGGCUGAAUUGCUCAGUGCCGGGGGAGUCCUUCUUCUACUUCGAUGUGCUCCAGUCCAUCACUGACAUCAUCAACAUCAACGGAGUUCCCUCUGUGGUGGGUGUGUUCACCACACAGAUGAACAGCAUCCCAGGGUCAGCAGUGUGUGCCUUCUCCAUGGCGGACAUAGAGAAAGUUUUCUGGGGUCGGUUCAAAGAGCAGAAGACUCCUGACUCUGUGUGGACUCCAUUUCCAGAGGAGAAGCUGCCCAAACCUCGACCCGGGUGCUGUGCAGGUCAUGGUCCAGCUGCGUCCUUAAAGAGCUCCAUCGAGUUCCCGGACGAAACCCUGCAGUUCAUCAAGUCCCACCCCCUGAUGGACACAGCUGUGCCUUCUAUUGGGGAUGAGCCUUGGUUCACCAAGACUCGCGUCAGGUACAGACUGACAGCGCUGGCUGUGGACAAUGAAGCAGGACCUCACAAGAACUACACAGUGGUGUUCAUCGGGGCCGAGUCGGGGGUUGUCCUCAAGGUUUUGGCCAAGACUUCCACCGUGUCUCUGAAUGACAGCCUGCUUCUGGAGGAGAUUGAUGUCUUCAACAGGGCCAAGUGUCUGUCUAACCGUGAGGACGACAAGCGUGUCCUCUCGCUGCACGUGGACAAAGACGCCCACAGCCUGUAUGUCGCCUUUUCAAGCUGCGUCAUCCGUAUUCCCCUGAGUCGCUGUGAAAGGCAUUCUUCCUGCCACAAGUCCUGCAUUGCAUCAAGGGACCCCUACUGUGGCUGGAAGCCUCACGGGGCCUGUGAGAGGAUACAGCCUGGCGUUUUGACUGGAUAUGAGCAGGAUGUUGAAUUUGGUAACACCGCCCACCUGGGGGACUGUCACGCGAUUUUGGGCACUACAUCAGCGCCAGAUUACAAAUCAUUUGGCGACCCUACCUCUGACAUGGAGUAUUCAUCAGCGCCAGUCACUGUCCACCCCAGUGGGCCCAUACACCCCCCAGUACUCAUACCCACUCAGAGCCCCAGCUCUGGGCCUGGUCCAGAGCUCUACGGCUCAGGCUUUGUGCUGCAGGAUGACCCAGCCACCUCCCAUUCUUUAGACUCUAUCCCAGGGGGCCAAGAGGGUGUAUGGGAUAUCCAAGCAGGUGAGACCAACCAGAUGGUCCACAUGAACAUCCUCAUCACCUGCGUGUUUGCUGCUUUUCUCAUGGGUGCUCUACUGGCUGGUCUGAUUGUUUUCUGCUAUCGAGACUCAUUCCUCCGUAAGCCGAGGCAUGUCCACAAGGAUGCAGAGUCGGCACCGUCCUGCUCCGACUCCACUGGAAGCUUUGUCAAGCUCAACGGCCUCUUUGACAGCCCUGUAAAGGAGUACCAAACCAACAUUGAUACACCCAAGCUGUACACCAAUCUACUGAGCAACAGCAAAGACCUGAAUUCACCUAACGGAGACACCAAGACCAUGAUCCUGCGGGAUGGCUGUCAGCCCCCAGAGCUGGCUGCCCUGCCUACACCUGAGUCCACCCCUGUGCUUCAGCAGAAAAGCCUGCAGCCCAUCAAAAACCAGUGGGAGAGGGCUCACGGGAAGGCCAGCGGGCCUCGCAAGGAGUCCAACUCAUCAGCCAAGAGUCCUCAGUUCCUUCCAUCUUCCCCUGCCCCUCCUAACCCCAACCACCCUCACCUCGCCUUGGGACACUCCCACAUCCCCAGUGCAGUUGUCCUGCCCAAUGCCACACAUGACCACCCUAACCUUGACAAUGGAGAUGAUACACUACCACAUUCGUCUGACAGGAAACUGAAGAACCCAGAUUCUAAGGGAAGUAGGAAAGACCAGAAAAGGUCUGUGGAUGCCAGAAAUACCCUAAAUGAUCUUUUAAAACACCUAAAUGACUCAGUGGCGAACCCCAAGGCCAUUCUUCAAGAAGGAUCAGGGCCUCGCCCAAGGCAGCAGCUCACACUGGAGCCCAUGGAGGAACUGACUGAAUUACCCCCCAAGGUGCCCAGCCGUGAGGCUUCUCUGUACUCUCCCUCCACCUCCCUGCCAAGGCACAGCCCCACCAAGAGGGUUGAUGUGCCCAUGCCCACUACUCCCACAACACCAACGGGGAGCAUGGGGGGCACCCUGGAGAGGCAAAGAGGGGCAUAUCAACUCCACCGGAGUGCCUCUCACAGGCACUCCUUAUCCACCUCACCAAAUGGGGUAACCAUGGGGGUGUCUGUGUCUCGCCAGCACAGUAUGAACAGAGGGGGUUACAUGCCCCCAACACCCCCCUCCAGACUUGACUCCCAAGGCGGAGUGAUGGGGGCAGGAAUGCACUCAGCCCACCCAUCCUCCGUAUCCCGACAGAGCAGCUACAGUGGAUAUGGCUCACUCCCUCGCACAGGGCUUAAACGGACCCCAUCGCUAAAGCCAGAUGUGCCCCCUAAACCCAAUGGGUUUUCACCACAGACUCCACAGAUGCGAGUGGUCAAUAAGUACAGUUAUUAAAAGAGCAUGGACACUUUGGAGUGAGCUCUUGGCCUUGACUGUAGAGCUUUGAGCCCUGAGGGCUUGGGGGGGCUAUGGAUGGGGUCGGGCCUAGCGUGUGUUUGUGUAUCAACUUGAGGUGUGUUCCCCCUUUAAACAAUAUGCACAUUCACUCACACUAAAAAGGGAAAAUCACACAUGUGGCCAAAGAUACUCCUUGGGACUUUUUUGCUCCCUACGUCUCCAUCUCCCUCCCUUGUCACGGUAGCCACAGGAUAUGAACAGUGGACAGUGGUGAAUCUGCUGCUCCCCAUUGUAUCUGGGCUUGGGUGUCGCCCGUUCCCUUAUUAGGUACGAGGUUUAGGACACCAGCCGGGGCCGCUACGGCGUCUGUGCUUGUGGUGCCAGAUUAAAAACAGUGGAAUACUUGAAGAAUGGGUCUCAUUUGUCACUGCCCUUGAGCACUGUUUUCCCACUAAUGUGAACUGAACAAAGAGGAGAGGUAGGCCAUGCCUUUGUUAAUGAGAUGGCUGGGGGCAGAGGAGAGGAAACUCAAAAUCAUAAGUGUGCGUGUUGCUUAAGAUACAUAUGACCGCUGACGUCUGAAUCAAGCAGCAAGCAAACAGAGAAAAAGAGUGCAAAUGUGUGCGUGUGUGUUGGUUGAUAGGAAAGCAGAUUUGUGUAAAGGCAGUACACGUUAGGCCUUCACACUUGUUUAUCAAGAGUGGUGCUACAUGUCAGAGGAUGCACCUUAAGACCUGUCUAAGACCUAAGUCACCGUCUCUCAUUUCAAUAUUAUUGCUUGUUUGAACCCAUCUGAACCAUGUCAAAACCAUAUUUUUUUUGUCACUCUGUAGUGUUUUUGAUUACUAGGUUAGGCUGAGGUGUGGUUGGUCAUGCUGGGUGUAUACUGGGACAUGAACUCUUUAACUCACUGGGAAAUUUUACUUACAUUUGCUGCUAUUGGUUUUAGACAUAGGCGUUUGUCUUUGAUGCAUUUAUUUUUCAACCAGACUGGGAUAGCCCUUCAUAUGGGUGUGCACAUCUGCUUGUGUGUGUGUGUGUGUGUGUGUGUGUGUGUGUGUGUGUGUGUGUGUGUGUGUGUGUGUGUUAUGGUGCAGACAGAGGCCAAGAAGUACAAGUUAAAGCAACCAAACGCACUGUUAAAUGGGGAAAAAUGCUUCUCUCCAGGACUGAAUCUCCCCUUACCUCCACUGCCCCUUUGUAGGAAUUAUACUGGUGGUCCAAGAGACUUCUUUCUUUAUGUAGCAAUGGUAUUAAGAAAAAACAUACAUUUCUCAUCUCAUUCUAUAAAUGAAUUUUGAACAAAAAUGAUUUGCCUUUAUGAUGUUUUACUGUGUUAUUUAAAGAAUUUACCAUAUGAAACUAAAGCAACACCAAUGGUUUAGCCCAUGUAUAUGAAUACAACAUUUCAGGGCACUUCUGUUCCGUUAAACUUGUGUGUCCCCUAAUAAAGCAAACACUAGACUUUUCCUUCUACAUUAAUCCUAUUAAAAGGUAUAUUAAAACUGACCCUAGAACAAUACAUGGAUGUAACACCUCUGUCAUCUGCCGUGUUGGUUCUGCAGCCCGUGUUCCCUGUGCAGCUUCCCCUGCGAGUGGCCAGUGUACAAUCAACACAACAAUUUACCAAUGUGUCCAAAUGAGUCAUGCUGGGAAUGACAAGAUCCUGUAUAUACUUAAAUACUAUAAAUAAGGAGUAUAAAUAUUUUUAGGCAAGUGAACCUGAAUCUGUGCAUUGUGUGCCUUAUUCACAAAAUGAAAUAUAUUGGCUAUGUCAAUUGGUCCUCUGUAUGUUAUUGUCAUAUACUAUAUAAACAAUUUUUUUUAUACAAGCAAUUUGAAAAUCAGCAGGAUGUGUUGGAAAAUCACUACCUAAUCCAAACUGAGGUGAAAGAAAUUGACUGACAGACACUGACAGACAUUCCACUUGUGAAUGCUAGUCGUACAAAAAGGACAGUAGGAAAAAAAACAUUUAUUUGGAGUUUGAAUCAAUUUUUCUGCUUUACUGCCGGUGUUGAAAAGAAUGGUGUUAAUCCACCACAUAGAGGUGCCAUGCAGUGAAUGUAUUUUCUUGACAGUGGGAUGUAGGGUGGUUAGACCUUGCACUGUGGAGCAGUCGGCUCAACGCAGCACAUCCUGCCCACAGCCAAUGUAUUAACACAGUGUUCACAUGAAAGCCGUCUGUUGGCAUGGGCGGUGGUCACACACAGUCCGUAAUUCCCCGGGAUUGCAGUGGCAGGAGUUGUUUCUAUUGGCCAGCGGUGACGUCUGAGGGAUCAUUUCUCUUGGGUACAUUAUUUGGGUGACAUCUGCAAUCCUAUCCAAGUGUCAGUUGCCUGUUUAGCCCAAAGCCACAUUUUGUUUACAAGUGAUGAUUGUAUGUAAAGACUUUCUGCCUGUCAUCUAACCAGUGUUUGGGCUCUCUUUUCUACUCGACACAUGCACACUGACAUCGCAGACAUACACUCAACAUACACUGCUCAACUGCCUUGUACAUUGCAAUAUGAACUGGGUCUUUCUGUUGCAAUCUAGAUUGAAGCCUUUAUAUUUCAGUCUGAGCUCCGUGUAUGUGCAGAUGAACCAGAUUUUGUCAUGUAAUUUUGAUUUAAAUACUGUGCGACAUGGCGAUGCCAGGCCAGCUGUAUAUAUGAUCUCCAGAGUAUUUGAGCGUGUAGAUAUGUUGUAAAGUUGUACUGUGAAUGUGUAAAUAAUAAUGAUGGUCUUUGUUUCAUGAUAUUUUUUGUUGAUUUUUUUAACACGGCAUGUAUAGUUGAAAUAAAACAUUAUGGCACAGAAA
Epinephelus fuscoguttatus (brown-marbled grouper) is the source of this 6564-nucleotide messenger RNA. It is a transcript of the gene sema6d, whose product is annotated as sema domain, transmembrane domain (TM), and cytoplasmic domain, (semaphorin) 6D, like. Gene Ontology annotation, molecular function: chemorepellent activity; semaphorin receptor binding. The record is from RefSeq and is a predicted model, not a curated record. Gene Ontology annotation, biological process: positive regulation of cell migration; negative regulation of axon extension involved in axon guidance; neural crest cell migration. The coding region runs from base 444 to 3764 and encodes 1106 amino acids. Lineage: Eukaryota; Metazoa; Chordata; Actinopteri; Perciformes; Serranidae. The transcript is spliced from 20 exons.